AUGACGAAGUUAUUCUUCCAGAUUGCCAUCAUUACUACUAUUCUUCACUUCACUCGCAGUUCCGAAGAUAGAUACAUUCGUUAUGUAAAAGAUAGCUGCUUCAUAAAAGGCGAAGCGUUAGCAUGCGUCAAAUACAAGGCUUUGAAAAUUGCCAAGAAUACUAUUUUUGGCGAUGUAAAAAAUAACGAGACUAUAGUGGCAAAUGAUGUUAUAAGCUUUGUGCCACUCGAAGAAAACGUAAAUGAAGUUACUCUUAAAGACGAUGACGCGAUACCGGAAGGACCUAGAGGGUUUUUGUCGGAGUGGAGUGAAAUUGCGAAGUAUUUUGUUAGUUUGGUGAAAGAGUUUUUCAAAAUGAGAGGCCUCAGGAUCAAUCUUCCACCAGGUGCCAGGACUAUUGAAGAAGGCGACAGCAAAGAUGAUGGUCGUGGAAAGAAGAAGCGGCUAGCAAUUAUGAUUCCUUUCCUUAACCUUCUGGCGACUCUGAAGACUAAGAUGCUGCUCAUACCGAUUCUACUUGGUGUGAUGCUGAUCAAGAAACUGCUUCUGGUUGCGGCAUUGUUGCUGCCAAGCUUAUUUAGUACAUUGAAGGCUUGUAAGCAACAUCACCCAUCAACCCAUUAUUCAUACUUUGGAAGCGAUUCGUCGGACUACAAUUCGGACUACGCGAAUAACUACGCUUAUUCUUCCGGCGGUGGCUACGGAAAGGACUGGGCUUCGAAUAGAGCCUACACAGCUCCAAAACACCGACCAACAGCAGCGCCAGUAUACAUCACGGCCCCUGGAAAUGUAGCUUAGAGUAGACUUAAAAAAAUAAUUUUUAUCCAUUUCUCUUUUCCUGAUAUUAGAAGUCCCGUUUCUAUGAAGAUUUUAUUAAUUCAAAACUCGACCGAUCUCUUCGGUGGGCGCCAAUAACUAAAUUUAGCAUGUAAGUUUUGUUCUUACAUUUUAAUCUUUCCUUCCGUAAUCGCCAAGUGACCCCUCGGUGCGGUAUGUCAUAGAUCGGCGCGAUUUUGGCGCGCGCAGUGGCCUGUCAAUGCGUAUAAUUUUCACGUGUAUUAAUAGAUUGCUUAUAAUUAAGAUGAUACGAGAGAAUGUAUAAGAUAGAUAUUGAAACAAGCUAUAAGACUAUACAAAAUAAACUAUCUUAUAAACAAAAUGAGAGUCAAAACUUGGACAGGGCGUAGUGUGCCGUACGGCACUUUCGAUUAUGAUGUAUAUGAAAGAUCUAGUGCCAAAGGGCGAUUUGGGAAGGUUAAAUUUCAAAUAUCGAAACGAAUUAUAAUCUCUUUCGGAUUUCAUUGGUUAAUAAGUGUACAGGAAAAUAAACCAUCUUACAAACAAAAUAAUGGUCAGAACUGGGUCCCACCAAUAGAAUAGGGUGCCGUACGGCAUUCUCGAUUUAAGGCUAUCUGUGCACGUAUGACCCUUUUGAUAGACGAAGUAUAGUAAUUUAAGUUAUUUUAUUAAUUCUUAGGUAGGAAACGCAUUUAUAGUAGCGUAAUUAUAAAUGUUAGUUUAAUUUAUUAAAAACUAUUUAUUAUAAUUUAUUAACUUAUAGUUUUAAGUACUUAUUAUUGUUAUAAGUGAAAGCUACUAGAGGGAAUGUGUUUGAUCCUGCCUGUGCCUGUCUACUGUGCCUUCGUAAAGUCCUAACUUAUAAAAAUAAAGUUUUAUUUGAAUUUACCAGUUAGAGGCUAUUUUUUACUGAUGCCUUUUUCUCUGCCAAUAUCUACGUAUCCCUAGACAAGAACACCAGAGAGAAUUUUUUGCCGGGUGUAUUAUUAAUUGUUGUUGGUUCUUAUAGCCAUAG
Leptidea sinapis is the source of this 1813-nucleotide messenger RNA. RefSeq lists its product as uncharacterized. The transcript has 3 exons. The record is from RefSeq and is a predicted model, not a curated record. Lineage: Eukaryota; Metazoa; Arthropoda; Insecta; Lepidoptera; Pieridae. Bases 1 to 798 code for a protein of 265 amino acids.